CCUAUGUCAACAUUGCCAAAGUUCCUACUCCAAAUCGUAGCCACUGAGCUACUAUUUUAACAUUUAUGCAUUACACCCUUACAACUUAAACAUCAGUUCUGAACAUUAAUAAGUAUAAAAAUAUAUUUUCACCAAACGCGAUAAAGUUGGACCUUUUAGACGCUUCUCUGGGGGAAAUAAACGUGUUGAAUAACCUAAACAACAGCGACACCUAGUGGUGUCUUGCAGAGUCCACAUGUGGACGUACUUUAUGUUUAUUUAUUUACUGACAUUGUUUUCAACGCUUCGUCAUUCAUUCCCCACUAACUGAAAUGGAAACAAACGAAACUACUCCGUGGAAAACAACAAUUAUAAUGAGCGUUUCACUUCAGAACCACGAAGUCUACAGGAUGCUUAGAGCUCAGCAGCACCGAAUCAGGCUCUCUGGCAGCGUCGAGGCUGGAUCUGUUAUCUUCCCUCUGUCAGGUACUGCAUUUCUGCUAGCUGAACCUCAAGGCUUCCCAGAGUCUCUUGACCAUUCUGAGUUCUUUGAGCUCAUAGAGAAGUUCACACAAGUCCAUAGGAACUGCUUUUUACUUCUAUUUGCCACCUUUUCUGGGAAAGGACAACUGCAAACUUUGACAGAAAUUCAGAGCAGAUUCUUUGGCAGCAAUCUCAGAAUCCUGCCUGUUCAAAAUGCUGCAGAAAUAGUCAGAGGAAUGCUGGCAAUUGCCAAGGCCACCAGUAAGCCACAUGCUGACAGGAUCCAAGCUCGCAUGUCUCUGGUCCGUGCACACAUCAUUGAGAACAGUCCUGUGUGGGACAUCCUGAGAGACCAAAAGCCAACCUGUCCAUGAUUCACUUUUGUUUCAUAACACAAACUACACUAUUACAGUUAUUCUUUGCACAAGUAAACCCAUUUGAUGCAAAGUUUAUAAUAAUAAGAAUGUCUAGUCUGCUUAUAAUUUAAGAUUUGUAUCCUCAUUUUGAAUUCAGAUUUAAGUUUUCAGACCAUUCUGAUGCUGACUUUCAACAAUAAAGGCUCAAAAACACAUGGUCCAUGUUUGUUAAAUCAUUUUCUUUAAUUAUUUAUUAGAUGGACAUUCUAUUAAUUCCAAAUGUCAGUUUGACAAAAUAUUAGGAACACUCCACUUUGCCCAGCUGGAUGUUGCGUUAUGGUUUAUAUUUAGGUGUAAAUUAUGGUUUAAAUUUUAUUUUGGGGCGGUCUUUGGAGAGUUCCAGGUCCAAACCUACUGUUGACUAAAAAAAAAACACCUCGAUGGUAUAUGGACUUUUGGGAAGAUAUUCGGUAGUCCCACAUCAGGUGUGAAACUAACAAAAUUUCAGUCAAACAUGGAGGUGGUAGUGUGAUGGUUUGGCUGAUUUUCUGCUUCAGGACUUGGCCCACCUGCUUGGUUUUCUUGUGUCUAGCAGAAAAUUUUGAAAAAGAAUUUAACAUUAGGCAAAAUUAACAUUUGGUCC
Molecule: messenger RNA, 1461 nt
Organism: Nothobranchius furzeri (turquoise killifish)
Lineage: Eukaryota; Metazoa; Chordata; Actinopteri; Cyprinodontiformes; Nothobranchiidae
Product: protein SPO16 homolog
Biological process (GO): synaptonemal complex assembly; reciprocal meiotic recombination
Cellular component (GO): chromosome
Source: RefSeq, a predicted model, not a curated record